AUGGUUGCCGAUACCAAGUUCUACGACGUCCUGGGCGUGUCGCCUGACGUGUCUGAGGGCGAUCUCCGCCGCGCGUACCGUCGCCUGGCCCUCCAGUACCACCCGGACAAGAACCCCAACUCCGAGGACAAGUUCAAGGAGAUCACCGCCGCGUAUGAGGUCCUCUCGGACCCGGAGAAGCGCGAGGUGUACGACCGCUACGGUCUCAAGGGCCUCGAGGGCGGCCCCGGCGGCCCGGGCGUCGACGUGUCGGACAUCUUCUCGCAGAUGUUCGGUUUCAGCGCCGGCGGCGGUGGCCCGGCGGCCGAGCGCCGCGGCAAGAGCAUCCAGCACCGCCUGCGCGUGACUCUGACCGACCUGUACAAGGGCAAGACCAGCCGCCUGUCCCUGCGCCGGAGUGUCCUGUGUGGCGGUUGCGCCGGGUCCGGCUCCAAGAGCGGCCAGUCGUACAAGUGCCACACUUGCAAUGGGCGCUGCUUUGUCACCAAGCUGCACCCCAUCGGCCCGGGCAUGAUGCAGCAGAUCCAGAUGGAGUGCACCGCUUGCAUGGGGUCCGGCUUCACGGUGCCGGCCGCCGACCGGUGCCCCGAGUGUGAUGCCAAGCGCGUCAAGACCGAGCCCAAGACCCUGGAGGUGCACAUCGAGCCCGGCAUGCAGGACGAGCAGCGCAUCACCUUCCGCGGCGAGGCCGACCAGGCCCCCGGGGUCCUGCCCGGCGAUGUGGUCAUCAUCCUGGACCAGGCCGAGCAUCCGGUUUUCAAGCGCAAGGGCUCGGACCUGAUCAUGAACCUGUCCAUUCCCCUGUCCGUGGCCCUGACCGGUGGCGAGGUGGAGAUCAAGCACCUGGACGACCAUGGGCUCUUCCUGUCCUUCCCGGCCGGGCAGAUUGUCCGCCCUGGCGAUGUGAAGCUUGUCCCGGAUGAGGGCAUGCCCACGCAUGGCCGCUCGCAUGGCCGCGGUAACCUCAUUGUCUUCCUGUCGGUGGACUUCCCCCCGCCCACUUGGUACAACCCCCAGACGGCGGAGAAGCUGCGUGCCCUGCUCCCGGCCCCGGCCAAGGUCGACCACAACAAGCCGAACUUCUACUCCGUCAACUCCGAGGACAUCGACAUCGACAACUACCACUUCACCCAGCCCGGCACCAGCAGCGCCGCCCACGACGACGACGAUGACCAUGGCGGCCGCCAUGGCGCCGUCCCGGGCUGCCACCAGUCGUAA
Molecule: messenger RNA, 1218 nt
Organism: Fonticula alba
Lineage: Eukaryota; Rotosphaerida; Fonticulaceae
Exons: 1
Coding region: 1-1218 (405 amino acids)
Biological process (GO): response to heat; protein refolding
Cellular component (GO): cytoplasm; cytosol
Molecular function (GO): Hsp70 protein binding; ATP binding
Source: RefSeq, a predicted model, not a curated record